ACGUCAGCGAAUUUCCGCCAAGCAGAAAAAAGGUAAACACGGACAACCAAGUCGCCAUAACCUUCACAGCUGACAUAGAGAAAAAGAAAGGAUUCUGACAUCGCAGAGCUUAAAAUUUCAAGAAAGCAAUCUCCAGGAGAAAGAUAGAUUGUAUAGUUUCAGUUCCUGUGGAUUGAGACGUCUGAAAGUGAUAUCUCCAAAGUCUGGUUACUGCUGACGGCUGCCCUCAAAUUACUUUUAUAUCAGAUGAAUCGCAUGUGGAGUUGGAUGACCUGAAAGAUUAGUGAGGGAGAAGCGAGGCAUCAGAGGAUCAUUUUGCCUUUGUUUCUCUCCAUGAUUAUCAGUGAUGUGGGUCUGUCUUCAUAAUAGUUGCCAGAAUUGAUGUCUACACUCACCAUGGUGAAGACGUUCCAGGCGUAUCUCCCGAGCCAGUGCCAUCGCACUUAUAGCUGCGUCCACUGCCGAGCUCACCUAGCCAAUCAUGAUGAACUGAUCUCAAAGUCCUUUCAGGGCAGUCAAGGCAGAGCAUAUCUCUUCAAUUCUGUUGUCAAUGUUGGGUGUGGCCCUGCUGAAGAGAGGGUGCUUCUGACAGGGCUCCAUGCUGUGGCUGAUAUAUACUGUGAAUGCUGUAAAACAACACUGGGCUGGAAAUAUGAACAUGCUUUUGAAUCCAGUCAAAAAUACAAAGAAGGCAAAUACAUCAUAGAACUUGCACACAUGAUUAAAGACAAUGGAUGGGAUUGAGCUUUACAGUUCAAGAUUUUCAAGAUCUGCUUUUAUUUCCAAGAAUCACAGACAAUUUGCUGUUGAAAGUGAUACUAUGUUGCCAUGGUGAUGGCUGAAGAUUCCAUAGGAUCUAAUUUUCACUUAAGGCAUAUAUCAUGUUACUGAGCAUGUGAGGCUGAUGUCUUCUUGCUGCAUUAAUGGCGUUUUCACCAUGGCAAACAUUAUUUUUCAUACAAAACAAGAAGAAGGAGGAUUAUCCAUUUUUUCAUCUCAUCACAGACAUUAUUCUGAACAUGUUGAUUGACUCAAGAGGAGCUCAACAAGGCACCAUCAUUUCAUUUUGAGCAUUACACAUUCAUUUAUAAGUGUUGUUAGACACAAACACACCUUUCGCCUUUGUUGUUAAGAGCCAUGUAUUGGCACUACAUAAGAAUGUAUUGAUCAGACUUUGUUUUUGCAACAUGACUGCAAAACCUAUAAGCAACAGAACCUGCAUAUAACAUGUAGCUUUAUUAGUUGGCUAGGUAUUGACUGUUGCUGGGUUCCAGGGAAAUGUGUAUACAUGAUGCAGUUUAUUUUCGUCCACCUGUUGUUAAAGUGGAAUCUACAGUUAAGGUUAACAUGCAUUUUGCUUGUUAAUAACAAUUAAAGAAAAUUGUUAUUUGGACCAAAAGUUUUUUGAAGCCAUUGCUUGCAAUGGUUUAAGUUAUGUUUUUGUAUUAUUUGGCCAAUUGUACCAAUUAUUUUAGGAUGCCCUUGAUCUGUCAUCUCAAGUUUCCCUAGUUCCACAUUAAGCAGUCAGGUUUUACCAUUUAAUAACAUGUCUGGGGAUCUAACAAGCUAGAUGAGGUAGAAGAACAUUCCAGUAAGGUCAGGAAACUCAGAGAGCAAGAAAGGAUACUUCCUGUACCUGAAUACAGCACCAACCCUGUGCUGCAGCUAACAGCAAACUGCAUACUUUGGUGCCAGUCCAAACUUUUUACCGAUAUUAUUUGGAAUCCAGGCAUCUUUGAGCUUAUUAACCUCAAAAAACACUAAACCAGUCAAAUUUCUUUUAUCGUUAAGUAAUUUUCCCUUAAAUUAUUCUGUGAGCAAUAAGAAGUCUUGGCUCCAUAAAACUGGUUCAGCAUGCUCAUCUGUUCUUGUGGUAAUAGGUAACCUCACAGGUGUGCAUGCUUUACUGAGCUGUCAGCUGUCAGACUACCACCUGCAGGCGUUCUACCCUCACCUCCCCUGACCUCUGCUAUCAUAUAUAUACAUGUAUAUGUGUAGAACCCUGCUCUUUUCAGGCUUAUUAGUUGAUAUUUUUAUGGUUAAAGGGGUGUCUUUGCUUAAUUUCACCAUGCACAUCAAUCUUUUAAUAAAAGGUCAGUUGUAAUAUUAUAAUGAUGUGCUUUUCAUGGUCAAAUAGAAACUUACAUCUGAAAUGGUGUAUCGUUUAUUUUUUCACAUAAGCACAAUUAUCAAGUUUUUACUCACUGAAAUUUGCUACAUUUUGUUAACGAAUGAGACUUUUAACUACCAUGUUGUUAAAAUGGAGGGAAAUCCUAACAUGUCCCUUUAGAUGUGUUUAGUUAAAAUGCAUGGACAGUGCUGCAUUGUCAGCUGCACAUUUAGUUUCAAUCGCUCAUGUAGCCAACAGAGCUUUGGGUGUGAUUUAGUUCAUGCACAAGUCGGUGGUAAUUAUGGAUCAACUGAGUCUUUUAAAUAUUGAUUUCAUGUUGUUUUGUGGAACUAUGUGUUAGUUGCCUACAGUUUUUUACUGUUGUUAUCUUACCUUUGGGUAAUGGUUUUACGAUAUUGGUUUUUGCACUAGAAAACAGUGAAUGCGUUGUGGAAAGGUAACGCCAGAACAAGAUUUUAUUUUAAUUAGGUUCAGUGAGACAUCGGUUUAAAUAGCGUUUCAGCUGCAGGCGUAAUGUAGUGAAAAAA
Lingula anatina is the source of this 2658-nucleotide messenger RNA. Its product is annotated as protein yippee-like 2. Lineage: Eukaryota; Metazoa; Brachiopoda; Lingulata; Lingulida; Lingulidae. The record is from RefSeq and is a predicted model, not a curated record.